Trypanosoma rangeli is the source of this 1650-nucleotide messenger RNA. RefSeq lists its product as uncharacterized. Lineage: Eukaryota; Euglenozoa; Kinetoplastea; Trypanosomatida; Trypanosomatidae. Gene Ontology annotation, cellular component: cytoplasm; spliceosomal complex. Gene Ontology annotation, molecular function: protein binding. The record is from RefSeq and is a predicted model, not a curated record. Bases 1 to 1650 code for a protein of 549 amino acids. The transcript has a single exon. Gene Ontology annotation, biological process: mRNA cis splicing, via spliceosome.
AUGUCAAAACGUGGCCAUGAGGAGGAUGAGGCGGUUGAGGUGUACGCGGCGCUGCUGCGGCAGAGUGGCGCCCGUGCUGUGGAACGGAUUCGGCAGCGGCGGGGCGGUGGUGUUUUGCCCAUUGAUGCACUUGUCAUACGAUACGCCAUAUGGUACCUUGACACACGUGCGUUCCCACCUUUUAGUUACGUCACCCAGGCGCAGCGUGUCAUCUCCGAGGCCAUUGGGCGGGUGUCGCAUCCACAGCACUACACGUUUGUUCCCCUUCCGGCUCUUGUAGAGUCCCUCGUGGCGGAGAACACAGCGGAGGUAAUGCAGCAGACAAUUUCUCAAAUUGAGGAGUUUAUCGACGCUCGAGACGCGUUGGGCCGGUGGCUUGACGAGAACACCGGCGGCGUCGCUGACUACGCGGCCAAUGACGAGGACGAGUACAUGGACACUGCGGUUGACUUGGCUGCUACCCUCUGGAGAAGUGCCCUCUUCUGGGUUGCCGUUCUUGAGUAUAUUGAGGCGUUGUCGCUUAGCAGCGCCAAGGUAAAUGCCUUCGCGCUGCGCCCAAAGUACGAACACGCCCUUAUGCAGCUUUUGAACUCCAUUGCCGCUCCGCGUGUUGUAGGGUAUUGGCGCCCUAUAGAGUCUGCAAUAAUCCCUAGUGUGACAGGCGCCGAUGGUGGUGCUCUGAGUGCCUCUGCCGAUCCAUUCGUGAAGGGCGAAGCGAUCAAGGAGAUAACGGAGGAAGUAGCCGUUGCUGCCCCGAAACCAGACAGCCACCAUAACGCUGAAUCCACGCGUGCAUUUGUCGUGAGCAGGCUGUUGGCUGAUUUAACAGCACUGACCAACAUCCCUGGCGAUAGUCCUGUAGCUGCCGGCAUCAAUGCCACGUUCUACUCUAUGGUGCACGCCCGGUUGAACGUCUUGGCGGCAUGUGAUCACUUGGAUCGAUUUAGCACCACCGCUGCGGUUCCACCGCCACCGUUGACACCUUCGCUGCAGGCGCUGCAGGCACAGCGAGACGCCUGUGCACGGGGACGCCUGCGUCGGGAGGCAGAGCGCAUGAACCGUGACGACAUUGGCGUGCCACUGGACUUUGUACCAAACGAAUCCUACAUGCGAGCCGCGUUGGAGAAGAACAACGACACCCUGGGUGAGGACGAGGAGCUAUUCAAGGACGAAAUUGUAGAUUAUUACAAAAAUCAUCCACAGUCAGUAGCCACGAAGCGCCGAAACGACGUCACACACACAGAGAAGAGUAAAGUCGUCGAGGAGCCCGUGACGCUUGUAAAGCCGCACCGCUUCUGUAAGGUGAAGACGGGCUACACAUGGACUCAGUACAACCGCACACACUACGACUCACGCACGAAUCCCCCACCGAGAAGUGUGCUUUGGUACGAGUUUACUCUUUUUUAUCCUGCGCUGGCCAACACAAAGCAAGACAUGAGCCGCAUUUACCACAUUGAGAACACAACGAGGGGGCCAAACGACGACUACUGCAUCUUGGUUUUCUCUGUGGGUCCACCGUACGCAGAUGUUGCGUAUCAGAUUGUGAGAAAGCAGUGGGACCCACGACCUGGUGGCGUCAGAGCGAGUUUUGAUAGCACUGGCACUUACAGGUUAUUCUUCCGCUUCACGAAUAGCAACUACCGGCGUUGA